AUGUCCCUGGUGGCUCCGUUACAAUUUUCCACAGUCCAGCCAAACUUAUAUAGAGGAUCCUAUCCACGAGAGAUCAAUCUCUCAUUUCUAAGGACCCUUAGACUGAAAUACAUACUAUCAUUGACACCUGAACCUUUGAGUAGUGAUCCUUUAAUGGUGAAGUUUUGCGAAGAGAACAACAUUAGGACGAUUCACAUAAAAUGUCAAAGCGAAAGAAAGGCAGACAAGACCAAACCCAAGAUCAAAAGGAAAAAGAAAACAGUUCCCAUUGAAUACGAUGUCGUCGUACGAUGCGUUAAAUUUCUUAUCGAUAAGAGACACUAUCCCUGCUAUAUGCACUGUACAAAUGGGGAAUUGAUAAUAUCUCUAGUUGUGGCAUGUAUGAGAAAGUUCUCAUAUUGGAGUACGGUGUCCAUAUUAAAUGAGUUUUUGGUAUAUAACUCCAGCAUCAAUAUUCAUGAAAGAAAUUUCAUUGAAAACUUCAACUCUGAAAUUGAAGUUGAUGAUCUAGAUAUAAAGGACAAAGUUCCUUGGAUUACCGUACGAUAUAUUGCGCGAGCAUCCACAGAAUCAAAGGAUGAGUUGCAUACUGAAGAUGCUAAUGCCUCCGAAAAGGUUGCAAGAGUAAGUAGCGUGUCAAAUUAUUUGCCAAAAUUAAAAUUUCAUAGUAUGUAA
Messenger RNA from Saccharomyces paradoxus, 675 nucleotides. RefSeq names its product protein-tyrosine-phosphatase (gene OCA6). Bases 1 to 675 code for a protein of 224 amino acids. Gene Ontology annotation, molecular function: phosphatase activity. The record is from RefSeq and is a predicted model, not a curated record. Lineage: Eukaryota; Fungi; Ascomycota; Saccharomycetes; Saccharomycetales; Saccharomycetaceae. The transcript has a single exon. Gene Ontology annotation, biological process: protein dephosphorylation.